AGAUCCAGGCCUCAGAUCCAGGCCGGGCCGCGGCUCUCGCCACCCAGCCCAGCCCAGCCCGGCCCGGCCCGGCCCAGCCGCGGAGGCGAGGCCGCCAGUGUCCCGCGCCCCUGCGGAGCGGCCGGCGCUCUGCCCAGUCCGGUCCCCAUCCCGGCCUAAGCGCGACCCCGCCCGGCCCCGGGUCCCCCGCCCCUCCCUGCCCCGGGGCCGGGGCCCCCGCCGCCGCCGCCGCCGCCGCCGCCUCUCAGCCCCUGCGCCCCGGCCCCGGUUCCCCGGGCCAUGCGGCCUCGGCCCCGCGAGCGCCCGCCGCGCACCAGAGGAGAUGAGGCUCCGCAAUGGCACCUUCCUGACGCUGCUGCUCUUCUGCCUGUGCGCCUUCCUCUCGCUGUCCUGGUACGCGGCGCUCAGCGGCCAGAAAGGCGACGUCGUGGACGUUUACCAGCGGGAGUUUCUGGCACUGCGGGAUCGGUUGCACGCAGCUGAGCAGGAGAGCCUCAGGCGCUCCAAGGAGCUCAACCUGGUGCUGGAUGAAAUCAAGAGGGCCGUUUCGGAGAGGCAGGCCCUGCGAGAGGGAGAGGGCAAUCGCACCUGGGGCCACCUAACAGAGGACCCCCGAUUGAAGCCGUGGAACGGCUCGCACCGGCAGGUGCUGCACCUGCCCACUGUCUUCCACCACCUACCACACCUGCUGGCCAAGGAGAGCAGUCUGCAGCCCGCCGUGCGCGUGGGCCAGGGCCGCACCGGAGUGUCAGUGGUGAUGGGCAUCCCGAGCGUGCGGCGCGAGGUGCACUCGUACCUGACUGACACUCUGCACUCACUCAUCUCCGAGCUGAGCCCACAGGAGAAGGAGGACUCGGUCAUUGUGGUGCUGAUUGCUGAGACUGACCCACAGUACACUUCGGCAGUGACAGAGAAUAUCAAGGCCUUGUUCCCCACCGAGAUCCAUUCCGGGCUCCUGGAGGUCAUCUCGCCCUCUCCCCACUUCUACCCUGACUUCUCCCGCCUCCGAGAGUCCUUUGGGGACCCCAAGGAGAGAGUCAGGUGGAGGACCAAACAGAACCUCGAUUACUGCUUCCUCAUGAUGUACGCGCAGUCCAAAGGCAUCUACUACGUGCAGCUGGAGGACGACAUUGUGGCCAAGCCCAACUACCUGAGCACCAUGAAGAACUUCGCACUGCAGCAGCCUUCAGAGGACUGGAUGAUCCUGGAGUUCUCCCAGCUGGGCUUCAUUGGGAAGAUGUUCAAGUCGCUAGACCUGAGCCUGAUUGUAGAGUUCAUCCUUAUGUUCUACCGGGACAAGCCCAUCGACUGGCUCCUGGACCAUAUUCUGUGGGUGAAAGUCUGCAACCCCGAGAAGGAUGCGAAGCACUGUGACCGGCAGAAGGCCAACCUGCGGAUCCGCUUCAAGCCGUCCCUCUUUCAGCACGUGGGUACUCACUCCUCACUGGCUGGCAAGAUCCAGAAACUGAAGGACAAGGACUUUGGAAAGCAGGCACUGCGGAAGGAACAUGUGAACCCCCCGGCAGAGGUGAGCACGAGCCUGAAGACGUACCAGCACUUCACCCUGGAGAAAGCCUACCUGCGCGAAGACUUCUUCUGGGCCUUUACCCCCGCCGCCGGGGACUUCAUCCGCUUCCGCUUCUUCCAGCCCCUGCGACUGGAGCGGUUUUUCUUCCGCAGUGGGAACAUUGAGCACCCAGAGGACAAGCUCUUCAACACGUCUGUGGAGGUGCUGCCCUUUGAUAACCCUCAGUCGGACAAGGAGGCCCUGCAGGAGGGCCGCGCCGCCACCCUCCGGUACCCUCGGAGCCCCGAUGGCUACCUCCAGAUUGGCUCCUUCUACAAGGGAGUGGCAGAGGGAGAGGUGGACCCAGCCUUCGGCCCUCUGGAAGCUCUGCGCCUCUCCAUCCAGACGGACUCCCCUGUAUGGGUGAUUCUGAGCGAGAUCUUCCUGAAAAAGGCCGACUAAGCCAAGGGCUUCUGAGGGUACCCUGUGGCCAGCCCUGAAGCCCAUGUUUCUGGGGGAUGUCAUCACUGCCGUCCCCGGAGGGUCAGAUAUGGCCCUGCCUGAAGGGUUCUGCCCGGCGCCAGGCUCGGGCCGGCCUGGGGUCCGCCGCUGGCCCGGAGGCCCCAGGAGCUGGUGCUGUCCCCGCCCGCCGGGCCGCAGAGAAGGCAGGCGGCCCCCACACUGUGCCUGAGGCCUGGAACCGUUUGCACCGGCCUGCCCCAGCCAGGUCGUUUUAGAAGAGCUUUUUCUUGGGCGCCUGCUGUCUCUGGCGCGAACACUGGAAUGCAUAUACUACUUUAUGUGCUGUGUUUUUUAUUCUUGGAUACAUUUGAUUUUUUCACGUAAGUCCACAUAUACUUCUAUAAGCGUGACUUGUAAUAAAGAGUUAAUGAAG
Saimiri boliviensis boliviensis (Bolivian squirrel monkey) is the source of this 2402-nucleotide messenger RNA. It is a transcript of the gene MGAT4B, whose product is annotated as alpha-1,3-mannosyl-glycoprotein 4-beta-N-acetylglucosaminyltransferase B. The record is from RefSeq and is a predicted model, not a curated record. Gene Ontology annotation, cellular component: endoplasmic reticulum; Golgi stack; endoplasmic reticulum-Golgi intermediate compartment. Lineage: Eukaryota; Metazoa; Chordata; Mammalia; Primates; Cebidae. Gene Ontology annotation, biological process: protein N-linked glycosylation. Gene Ontology annotation, molecular function: acetylglucosaminyltransferase activity.